Messenger RNA from Camellia sinensis, 2027 nucleotides. It is a transcript of the gene HEXO1, whose product is annotated as beta-hexosaminidase 1. Gene Ontology annotation, biological process: carbohydrate metabolic process; glycosaminoglycan metabolic process. Gene Ontology annotation, molecular function: beta-N-acetylhexosaminidase activity. The record is from RefSeq and is a predicted model, not a curated record. Gene Ontology annotation, cellular component: membrane. Lineage: Eukaryota; Viridiplantae; Streptophyta; Magnoliopsida; Ericales; Theaceae.
GUCGCCCCCAGAAGAUUACUGUCCCUUCGUCAGCACAAUUAUCGUCUCCACCAAACUACAUAAACAAACAACGACCACGUAACUCAUCACUCCCUCUCAGUUCAUCAACACCACCUAAAAAAUGGCAACCGAUUUCACAAAACCAAACCCUUGUUCACUCUCCUCAGUCAUCUGUAUAUACACUGUAUUUAUCAUAUCUAUAUCUGCCCCAGUCGAUGCUCGAACUCUAGGGCUCAAUUCCAUCACCGAACUCGAUGACUCUCUCGUAUACCUAUGGCCUCUUCCCUCAGAGUUCACUUCCGGCAACGAAACCCUAGCCGUUGAUCCCGAUCUCUCGCUCUCCGUCGGCGGCGAAGGCGGUGGCUCCGCCAUUGUCAGCGAAGCGUUUGAGAGGUACAGAGCGAUCAUAUUCAAACAGAGCUCGUGGUUUUCGAAGUUGAAAUUGAGGGGAAACUCGGCGUACGAUAUCAGUAAGCUUAAGAUUAUUGUUCAUUCCGAUGAUGAAGAGAUUCAACUUGGUACGGAUGAGAGCUAUUCUUUGUUAGUCGCGAAAAGCGAUGACCGUUCGAUUAUUGGGGACGCUACGAUUGAGGCAAAUUCUGUUUUUGGAGCUUUGCGUGGGUUAGAGACAUUCAGCCAAUUAUGUGCUUAUGAUUAUGUAACAAAAACUGUACAAGUAUACAAGGCACCAUGGUACAUACGGGACAGACCAAGAUUUGCAUAUCGUGGACUUCUGCUUGAUACUUCAAGGCACUUUUUACCUAUCGAUGUAAUUAAGAAAAUAAUUGAAUCCAUGUCAUAUGCUAAGCUGAACGUUCUUCAUUGGCACAUCAUAGAUGAACAGUCAUUUCCACUAGAAAUACCUUCAUAUCCAAAUUUAUGGAGUGGGGCAUAUACGAAGUGGGAGCGCUACACCAUUGAAGAUGCUCAAGAAAUUGUCAACUUCGCCAAGAUGAGAGGUAUCAAUGUUAUGGCAGAGGUAGACGUACCAGGUCAUGCAGAAUCAUGGGGUGCUGGGUAUCCUGAUCUUUGGCCUUCAUCUUCCUGCAGAGAGCCUCUGGAUGUAGCAAAAAACUUUACUUUUGAUGUUAUUUCUGGCAUUCUGUCAGAUAUGAGGAAAAUCUUUCCAUUUGAGCUCUUCCACUUGGGUGGUGAUGAGGUUCACACAGAUUGUUGGACCUCUACUCCACAUGUGCAGCAAUGGCUUCAAGAUCACAACAUGACGGCUAAAGAUGCAUAUCAAUAUUUCGUACUCAGAGUUCAAGAAAUAGCCAUAUCCAAGAACUGGAACCCUGUCAAUUGGCAAGAAACAUUUGAUGCAUUUGCAUCAAAACUCAACCAGCAGACUGUAGUUCAUAAUUGGUUGGGUGGCGGUGUUUGUCCAAAGGCUGUUGCAAAAGGUUUUAGAUGCAUUUUCAGCAAUCAAGAUUUUUGGUAUCUUGACCACUUAGAUGUCCCGUGGGAGGGUGUCUAUACUGCUGAGCCACUGGAAGGAAUAAAUGAUGUAUCUGGCCAACAACUUGUUAUUGGGGGAGAAGUUUGCAUGUGGGCUGAGACAGCUGAUGCUUCAAAUGUUCAACAAACAAUAUGGCCUAGGGCUGCAGCAGCUGCAGAGCGUUUGUGGAGCAAGAGAGAGGACUUACCUGCAGGAAAUAUUACCAUUACUGUAUUACCUAGGUUCCAAUACUUCAGAUGUCUCUUGACGAGGCGCGGGGUUCCAGCUGCUCCAGCUACAAAUAAGUAUGCUCGAAGUCCUCCAAGUGGCCCGGGGUCAUGCUAUGCGCAAUAAUUCCUGUUAGACUUUUUAUUCUGUAGAAAGUACAGCUUUUCCAGCAGGUUAAUUUCUUUGUUGCUUCACUCCAACAUCCCUGUUGUCAUGGUUUUGAUAUCUUUGGGAUUGGGAGUUGCAUCUGAUCUGCUUUCUGUAAUUUGGAGACGACAUUGUCGUUGUUGUUGUGACAUGGAGUAUAACUGUUACUUUUGUUUCAAUUGAUAUGCUUUUUAGCCACCCCAUGUUCUUUUUCCUA